Messenger RNA from Sciurus carolinensis (gray squirrel), 2837 nucleotides. It is a transcript of the gene Plin2, whose product is annotated as perilipin 2. The record is from RefSeq and is a predicted model, not a curated record. NCBI's taxonomy places the organism in Eukaryota, Metazoa, Chordata, Mammalia, Rodentia, Sciuridae. Gene Ontology annotation, cellular component: cytosol; lipid droplet. Gene Ontology annotation, biological process: positive regulation of triglyceride storage; lipid storage. The transcript is spliced from 8 exons. Bases 133 to 1446 code for a protein of 437 amino acids.
CAUAUAUAGCGGGGGCGCCUGGGAGCCGCGCUGUGAGCGUGUCGAGGUUGCCGUGCGGCCUGUGGGACUCGCCUGCUUCGCCCCUCUUCGCUGCGGUCUGUAGGUUUUUUUUCCCCCUCCUCCAGGAAGAAAAUGGCAUCUGUUGCAGUUGAUCCUCAACCGAGUGUGGUGACUAGGGUGGCCAACCUGCCCUUGGUGAGCUCCACAUAUGACCUGGUGUCCUCGGCUUAUGUCAGUACAAAGGAUCAGUAUCCCUACUUGAAGUCUGUGUGUGAGAUGGCAGAGAAGGGUGUGAAGACCAUGACCUCUGUAGCGGUGACAGGUGCUCUGCCCAUCAUCCAGAAGCUAGAACCACAGAUUGCAGUUGCCAAUACCUAUGCCUGCAAGGGGCUGGACAGGAUUGAGGAGAAAUUGCCUAUUUUGAAUCAGCCAACAGCGCAGGUUGUUGCCAGUGCCAAAGGGGCUGUGACUGGGGCGAGAGAUGCUGUGACAACUACCGUGACUGGGGCCAAGGAUUCUGUAGCCAGCACGAUCACAGGGGUGAUGGACAAGACCAAAGGAGCGGUGACUGGCGGCGUGGAGAAGACCAAGUCUGUGGUCAAUGGCGGCAUCAACACGGUUUUGGGAAGUCGGAUGGCGCAGUUUGUGAGCAGUGGAGUAGAAAAUGCCAUCAGCAAAUCCGAGCUGCUGGUGGACCAGUACCUUCCUCUCACUGAGGAAGAAAUAGAAAAAGAAGCAAAAAAAGUUGAAGGAUUUGAUAUAGUUCAGAAACCCAGUUAUUAUGUGAGACUGGGAUCCCUGUCUACUAAGCUCCGCUCUCGUGCCUACCAGCAGGCGCUCAGCAGGGUUAAAGAAGCUAAGCAAAUGAGCCAAGAGACCAUUUCUCAGCUCCAUUCUACUGUUCACCUGAUUGAAUUAGCCAGAAAGAAUGUGCAUAGUGCCAACCAGAAAAUUCAGGAUGCUCAAGAUAAACUCUAUCUCUCAUGGGUAGACUGGAAGAGGAGCAUCGGCUACGAUGAUACGGAUGAAUCCCACUGUGCUGAGCACAUCGAGUCACGUACUCUUGCUGUUGCCCGAAACCUGACCCAGCAGCUCCAGACCACGUGCCACACCCUCCUGUCCAACGUCCAAGGGUUACCACAGAACAUUCAAGAUCAGGCCAAGCACUUGGGGGUGAUGGCAGGUGACAUCUAUUCAGUGUUCCGCAGUGCUGCCUCCUUUAAAGAAGUGUCUGAUGGCUUCCUCACUUCUAGCAAGGGGCAAUUGCAGAAAAUGAAGGAAUCUUUAGAUGAUGUGAUGGAUUAUCUUGUUAACAACACACCCCUCAACUGGCUGGUAGGUCCCUUUUAUCCUCAGCUGACUGAGUCUCAGAAUGCUCAGGACCAAAGUGCAGAUAUGGACAAGUCCAGCCAGGAGGUCUUGCAUUCUCAGCACAAAAUUAAUUAAACCUUGCUUGUCACCAGUGCAUGUUGUAGCCAUCCAGAUGACAUCAUUUGUCAUGUUGAAAUUAACCUGCUAGAUGACUCUAAACUGGAAAAGCAGCCAACUAGGAAAAAGGCCUUCAGCUGUAAUCAUUUCCAGCUGGUAAGAGCCUUAAGAUUUCUGGCAUUAGCAGAUGAGUUCUGUUUACCUGGCUGGUAAGAAAAGAAUGAUAGACAUGACAGAGCUUCACCAGAACUCAGAAAGUUUAUGUGCACUUAGGGUCUCAUACUAUGGCCAUUGUGUCGCUACUGUUAAUGUCUGUCUGUAUUGCAUGAAAACACCUUCGUGUGGGCUCUGGUAUAAACUGGUGUCUGCUCCAGUGUAGUCUGAGCAGGCCUUAUCAUUGCUUUAACUCUCGUGCUUGUACAACUUGAUUUUUUUUUUUUUUUAAUUAAAGGAAUGCCACCUUUGAAUUCAAUAAAAUUCAUAGCAGAUUAGAUCAGUGUUUUGCUGUUUGUUCCAUGUGCUUUGUGUGUUGCUUUCAUAGAGCUGCUCGAUCUGCAUGACAGUGUUAGUAACAUACAUACAGGAAUUCCAAUUGGCCUGUUUGGGAAUUUGGUAGGGUGAUAGCAUAUUACAAAUGGAAUUUGAUAACAGACUUCAAACAAAUUAAAAGCUAAUGUGAGGCCAAUCACACAGAGGUACCCCUGUAGUCCCAACUGCUAGGGAGGCUGAGGUGGGAUCAUUUGAGACCAGCCUAGGCAACAUAGUGAAACCCCAUUUCCAAGAAAGAAAUGAAGUAAAAAACUGAUAUGCACAUUAGAAUUUUUCUAGGUGAUAGUUGUUCCCUUCAUUUGCCAAUUAACUGGACUCCUGAGAGUAUAUUUUUAAGCUAGUAGAAAGACCUAGUCAUGCUGGGCAUGUUGGUGCACCUGUAAUCCCAAAAGCUCAGGAGGCUGAGGCAGGAGGAUCGUGAAUUCAAAGCCAGUUGCUCAGCAACUCAGCAAGACCCUGUCUCUAAAUAAAAUAUAAAAGGUCUGGGGACAUGGUUCAGAGGUUAAGCAACCUUGGGUUCAGUUCCUUGUAUCAAAAAACAAAUCAUUCAUGACUGCCUUGCUGAAAAGGAAUCAAAACUGAAAAAAUACGAGUGACUGUAUUUGCAAAAGUUUUACAAAAACAGGUUUUUCUUGCUGAGGGUCCAAAGUGUGAGCCAUAAAGUGUGGUAGUUUAAGUGUCCAAUCUCAGAUUUAAUUUACUGUGUUCUAACUUUGAGAGAAUGUCACUAACUGCAGUUGUUGGUGAGUUGCCUGUAGAAAAUCAUGUGACAGGGGGCUGGGGAGAUAGCUCAGUCAGUAGAGUGCUUGCCUUGUAAGCUCAAGGUCCUGGGUUCGAUCCCCAGCACCCCCCCCCCCCCC